Molecule: messenger RNA, 771 nt
Organism: Closterium sp. Yama58-4
Lineage: Eukaryota; Viridiplantae; Streptophyta; Zygnematophyceae; Desmidiales; Closteriaceae
Source: the annotation of a GenBank genome assembly
AUGGUGAAAUUGGUGGCCAACAACUUCGAAAAGCGCAAUGUGGACGAGUGUACGGCGUUGGACGAGGGUGGGUUGCAAACGAAAGUGGAGCAGUACAAGUGCGAGCUGGCGGAGCUGACGUUCAACAGCAAGCCCAUCAUCACCAACCUUACCAUCAUCGCCGGGGAGAACGCGCAUGCGGCCAAGGCCAUCGCGAAUACCAUCUGCCAGCAUAUCAUCGAGGUGCCGCCGGAUCAGAAGCUACCGGUGCUGUACCUGUUGGAUAGCAUCGUCAAGAACGAGGGGGGCCCUUACAUUGACGUCUUCGCCGCUCGCUUGCCCGAGGUAUUCUGUCGCGCAUAUGACCAGGUGGACGGGGCAAUCAAGCCGCAGAUGCGCCACCUCUUCGACACAUGGCGCUCCGUCUUCCCCCACCAGCCCCUCCGCGCGAUCGAGCUGCGCCUGCGCUUCCCCCCCCCCCUUCCGCCGGCGGGAAGCCCCAUCCCCCAGGCAUUCCGCCUGGCCCCGUGCACGGGGGUCAUCCCGCAGGGCCUCCGCACCAAGGAGGUGGCGGGGGGAGAGCGGGGGGUGUUCCGCCUAACCACGCGCAUCAUCCGCAUCACGGGCAUCCGGGCAUGGGUUCCCCGCACCUUCCCCCCGCCAACCCCGCGCACGCGAGGGCGCAUGCUGGGGGGGCAGCGGGCAGGGCGGGAGGGGGGGCGGGUGGCGGAGGUGCGGAUGGUGGGGGAGGGAUACCGUUGGAUUCGCCUGGUUCGGGGCGAAUUCAUGUGA